AGUUAUGCAAAUUUGCAUUAUCGCAUUGACUUACAAGCGCGUAUUGCAAAAAAUCAAUUGAAAUCCUAUGUUUUUUUACACAUAUUACUUUUAUUCAUAUAUCUUUUGCUUAUAGUCGGAGAUUUAACUUCUCUCUCUUUCGAUAUUUGCCAAUUAAUAAUUCCUCUCUUUGGCGUGUGAUUUUCAAUUGACAAAUUCAAACUGAUUCCACUUCUAAAGAGACAGCAGGAAGAGUAAGCCAAGAGGGAGUGGAACUAGAAGUCAGGAUUGUAGAGACAGACGGAAAAAACAUAGUGACAAAAUUACAUCCUCAAUAAGUAUGAAAAUGUGGGCCUUAAGGGCCAGUGUUCUCCUUGGAUUCCUCGCGCUAGUGUCAGCAGCUGGUCCAGUUCGGCCAGGCACAGGUAAUCCAUCACCACGACUCCCAAGAACCAGUGCAAGUCAACUUCUGCACGCCAACUCGACGGGAUUUAAAGCACCACCGCAGGCCAAGAACAACACGAGGCAAGCGCUGAGAACAAGGGAGCAGCAACUUCUCAACGUGUUUGAAGUCGUGGUGUCAACACUUGAGGGAAAAUUGCAGCGAAUCGACAAUCUGGACAAAGCGGUUGAACAUCUAAUGAGACGAGUUGAGGCGCUCGAUAGUCGUGUUGCGGACAACAUUCACAAGAAUGACGUUGUCAUUUCGAAAUUACUCUCCCUGGACAAUCGAUUGGCCUUUGACGGCAAGACAGGCGAAACUCCACCCGCCAAGGGGAGCGCAUUGGACACACGCUUGCUGCUGCUGGAUCAGAAGCUCCUCGAGAUCGACAGCAAGCUUGAAGUGCUGAAGAAUCAAAUAGACUCCAAUUUCCUACCAGUGGACGAUAUCAAUGCCGAGGCGAGCGAAAAGAAGCCCAUCAGCAUGAAUGUGAUUGAAAUAACAAAAUCAAUGAAUGCCGAAGUUAUUCAGCACGUGUCCAAGGAAUUGGAUCAAUUGCGCACCUCCACCGAGUCCAUUGACAAGAAAUUGCAAUUCCACAUUAAUAUCGCCUCAGAGAAUUUGGGCAAAAUGCUGAGACAACUCAAUGAUAUCCACGAAGCUGUUGUCGAUCAGCAGGAACUCCCAAUGCCACUCUUCAACACAACCACCACAACUGCCCCACCACCGCUGGUAAAAGCCAGCAAAAUCGACGUUCUCGUGCGCCAAAUGCGCCCAAUUAUGACCGUGUCAGAGAAGAUGGACGAAGUGUGGGACGUUGUUGUGGGCACAAAGAGCUCAGUGGAUGAUCUCGUGCCAAAAUCUGAUGCUCUCCUCACAAAUACACAGCGUCAGGAGCGUGCCAUAGGUGAAAUUCAUCAGGAUUUGCGGGCCAAGACGAAUCUCAUCAUUGAAAAUCUCGAUAUGGUCGAGAAGAGAUUGAAGAAGCAAGAGGACGAUGUUGCCGUGCUGGCACAGAGACCCGUUCCAGCUGAACUCCUCAUGGAUCCCACAAUUGAUCGUCUCGUUGAAUACGAUCCUAAUCGGUACUCCGUCGUGGAAGACUUCACAGAAGCUUUACCAACAACGACAUAUCCUUCAGCCAGCACGUCAACCACACAACGAACGACAACGCAAUCAACAACAACACAGAGCUCACCGAGCAUCACUGUGAACACGGUGAACUCAGUGUCAAAUUCAUCGACCACCUCCAAACCACUGUCACGAAAAGGUGGAAUAAUAUUCCCAAGUGUUAAGAACAAACCAUCUGUGGUAACCACCUUUACUACCGAUAUCUUGAGCUUUAAGGAUGUCAAGGGUUUCUCAUGCGUGGACCUACUUAAUGCUGGAAUGCGACAAUCUGGAGUUUAUUAUUUGCAAAUUCGUGGCACAACAUAUUGGUUCCUAAAAGUGUUCUGCGAGCAAGAGAUCGGCGAUGGCGGAUGGACGGUAAUUCAGCGGCGUGACGACUUUGGCGAACCCCGCGAGAACUUCAAUCGCGAUUGGGCGGAUUACAAGAAUGGCUUUGGCGAUCCAUCAAAGGAAUUCUGGUUGGGCAAUGAAAACAUCUACAUGCUGACAAACAAUGAAGAUUACGCUCUGCGUGUGGAAUUGGAGGACUUUGAGGGAAACAAGAGAUACGCGCAAUAUUCACACUUCAAGAUUCACUCAGAAGCUGAUUACUACAAACUCGAGAUUGACGGAUACGAAGGCAAUGCCGGUGAUUCACUGAACGAUCCGUGGUACGGAUCCAAUAAUAGUCCAUUCUCCACAUACAAUCGUGACAAUGAUAGAAGUUCCCUGAACUGCGCAAGUAUGCUCAAGGGCGGCUGGUGGUGGAAGUCCUGCGGCCGAGGCCUCAACGGUCUGUAUCUGCACGAUCCGCAAGACUUGACGGCGCGACAGGGAAUCGUGUGGUUCCGCUGGCGCGGCUGGGAUUACACCCUGAAGAAGGCCACAAUGAUGAUCCGACCCAGGCCUCAACUCACGACGUCGUAAGCGGGCGGCGAAGGAGUGUUUUUUAGGUGAACAAAAUGCACAAAAGAACUAACUCUUAUUUAAUGAAAAGUUGUAAACUUGUCUCAUUUUCUCUCAAACUGUGUGCAAAAUUCCUUUCGAGCACAAAAACUCUUCCCAUGAUCCUCCGAUCGGAAUCCCUUUUCUCUCUCUCUCUCUCUUUGUUUGCAGAAGAAGAAAAGGGAAACGCCAACGGAGAGGAGGAAGAGAUGGAAAUUUAGUUGAUAUUCAAAUGGUUUUGAGUGCAAUUGAAGGAUAUAAAGAAGUAUAAAAACAAUCAACGAAGAAUACUCCAACUUAUUAAUUAGAUGAUGGAUUUUUUUUUCUCUCCCCUUUCGAGGAGAGAAAAAUGUGUGUAAAAGAACAAGGCAAAAGAAAAGUUGCAAACAAAAACGAGCACAAAAAAGGGAUUCUGUGGAUUUCAGUAUUUUUUUUCUUAUCUUCAUAAUUAUUUCAACUCCUUAUUUUCUCUUCUUUCAAACUAAUUCGUGUGUCAUCAUUUCAUUCGAUUUCAUAAGUGUUUUUUUUUAUAUUGUUUUUAAUAAAUUAUUUACUCAUGUUGACCCAUUUUAUUAUCACAACUUCAUUCAAAGCAAAUCGCGCGAUGCAAGACAAAAAAAAACACCAUUUCCACUCGUCUGUAAAAUCUCUUUUAGAAAUUUUUUUAUAUAAUCUAUAAUUAUUUUGUCAUCCCAGUUGAAGAAGCGAGAGGAAUGAAAUGUAGGAGGUGGAGUUUUUUAAGAUCAAGAACAAGCGAAGAAAAUAGAAGAUAAAUUGUUGACAAAUUGAAGGAAAAAAAAAACUUGCCGAUUUAUUGUAACCAAUUUCUUUUUAAGAAUGUAGCAAUAAAAAUUAUACUGUAAAUAUCGUUGUAUGAAGUAGUUAUAAAUGUCUAUUUUGUAUGAAAAUUGUAGUUAAAGAUCAUUAUAAA
Phlebotomus argentipes is the source of this 3407-nucleotide messenger RNA. RefSeq names its product angiopoietin-4. Lineage: Eukaryota; Metazoa; Arthropoda; Insecta; Diptera; Psychodidae. The coding region runs from base 320 to 2458 and encodes 712 amino acids. The transcript has 7 exons. The record is from RefSeq and is a predicted model, not a curated record.